AUGCAAAGGAGCUCCGCUGCUUUCGAGAAGAACUUUACGGCCAAGAGCGCAGCACACAAGACGUGUCGGCGGACUCAAAACCUGGACGCACAGAACACUUGCCGGACAGAGCUGAAAACUGUGACAAGCACCGCCAAGACGACAUGCGAGGCGCUGGAAGCACUGGAGAAGACCAUGUACAGCGCCAAGGACUCGUGUGAAGCGAAGUCUGGUAAGGCUUUCGAGGCUUACCACACACGGCUGAUCGAGGCGUCGCAGAAGACUUUGGCAGAGUACGCAAAGCUGAAGAAUUGGUGCUCCAAAGCCAAGAAGGAGUUGGAAGACAAGGGACCUGAGUGCACCAUCGCAUUGAAGACUUACGAAACCCUGAAGCACAACUGCGACAGUGUGCAGGAUGCCAUGGAUAGUCGGAUAGUCUUUCUUGCUCCCACUAUUGGGCGGCGACCAGCAAGUGCGAGGCUUUUGGAACGUGCUAUGACAAGGCUGUCUCCAAUGACGAGUCCAGAUUCGUCCAAAGGAGAGGCGCGCCAUCUUGCGCAUGCCACGUCCCGGCGAACAUGGCCGGGAGCGAAGGCCUGCCUGCGGACAGUCCGGCCAAAGCGUGUGUUGCUUCCUGCUGCCAGCAGUCCCGCGGCACGUCCGGCUUGA
This is a messenger RNA of Symbiodinium sp. CCMP2592, 648 nucleotides long. NCBI's taxonomy places the organism in Eukaryota, Dinophyceae, Suessiales, Symbiodiniaceae. The record is from the annotation of a GenBank genome assembly.